AUGCAGGGCAGGCUUGAAAAUGCGCCUGAUCUGGCCAAGCGGAUGAAAGUAGAGGCGCACUGUGUGGAGAGAGGAAAAAAGUUCUCAACAAGGAGAGGCAGGACUACUCUUUACGGAGCCCCUGCAGUCUCACUUUUUUAUGCCUCUAAAAGACUUUCCCUGCCAUCUUUUUGCAAAUUUUUCGCUCUGCAACGCCGCUUUUACGCUUCCGAGAGAGAGAAAAUCCUACUUUUUGACUUAAGCGAAAGCACCAGCACCAUGGAGCUGCUCUGCCUCGAAAUGGACACCAUCAUACGAGCUCGUCCCGAUCCGAACCUCCUGUGCGAUGACAGAGUCCUGCAGAGCUUGUUGACUAUAGAGGAGAGGUUUCUACCCCAAUAUUCCUAUUUCAAAGGCGUCCAGAAAGAUAUCCAGCCGUUUAUGAGGAGGAUGGUCGCGACUUGGAUGUUGGAGGUUUGUGAGGAGCAGAAGUGCGAGGAAGAAGUUUUUCCUUUGGCCAUGAACUACUUAGACAGAUUUUUAGCAGUGGUACCCACCAAAAAGUGUAACCUGCAGCUGCUGGGAGCAGUGUGCAUGUUUCUUGCAUCCAAAUUGAAAGAGACUCGUCCAUUAACCGCAGAGAAGCUUUGCAUCUACACAGAUAACUCCAUCAGACCACAAGAGCUGCUGGAAUGGGAACUGGUGGUGUUGGGGAAGUUGAAGUGGAACUUGGCAGCAGUAACGCCGAACGACUUCAUCGAGCACAUCGUGAGGAGGCUGCCGCUGCCCGAGGAUAAGCUGGCACUUAUACGGAAACAUGUCCAGACCUUCAUCGCCCUCUGUGCCACAGAUUUCAGAUUCGCCAUGUACCCUCCCUCCAUGAUUGCCACAGGAAGUGUGGGGGCAGCGAUCUGUGGCCUACAGCUGGACUCAGCCGACCAGUCGCAGUGGGGUGACAAUCUGACAGACCUGCUGGCCAAAAUCACAAACACAGAAGUGGAUGUUCUCAAAGAGUGCCAGGAGCAGAUCGAGCGCGUGUUGGUGAGCAGCCUACGCGAAGGCCGGCAGCAGCAGCAGCAGCAGCAGCAGACCCAGAGAGGCACCAGCGGCAAAGGCAUGGACGAGCUGGACCAGUCCUCCACCCCGACAGACGUCCGCGAUGUCAACUUGUGAACCAGCAGAGGGCGUCAUUGCACAGGAUUUACGACGACAACAACAACAACAAAAAAACAACAAAAAAAACAUCGUGAAAAAAACCUCAAUUUUAAUUAAAAGCAGAA
This is a messenger RNA of Stegastes partitus (bicolor damselfish), 1259 nucleotides long. RefSeq names its product G1/S-specific cyclin-D2-like. The transcript is spliced from 5 exons. The record is from RefSeq and is a predicted model, not a curated record. Lineage: Eukaryota; Metazoa; Chordata; Actinopteri; Pomacentridae. The coding region runs from base 1 to 1152 and encodes 383 amino acids.